AUGUCUUGGAAUGUUAGAGGAUUGGGAAAGUUAGAGAAGAUGGGAAGGAUUAGGAAACUAAUUUAUGAAAGAAAGGUUGAUAUUGUGCUUCUUCAAGAGACAAAGAAGGUUUCUAUUUCUGAGAAUGAGGUAAGAGCUUUGUGGGGAAAGAGAAACAUGGAUUUUAUGGUGGUGGGUUCUGAUGGAUCUGCUGAGGCUCUUCUUUGCAUAUGGAACCCAGAUGUUUUUAGGAUGGUGGAUUGUUGUUGUAAUAAAAGAUUUAUUCUCAUAUCAAGUAAAUUGUUGAAUACCUUUGAUUGUUCUAUUUUGAAUGUGUACGCACCAAAUAAGGUGAGUAGUAGAUGUCAAUUUUGGGACACCUUACUCAAACUAAAAUCUGAGUUCCCAAAGCCAUGGUGUUUGGGGGAAUACUUAAAUGAGAUUAGAAAUAUUGGUGAGAGGGUGGGUUGUUCCAGAAGAGAUAAGGGGAUGAUAGAUUUAAACCCUUUCCUUAAGAGUUGUGAGUUGAAUGAUCUACUUCUGUUAGGCAAGAAGUUCACAUGGUGUAAUGCCCAAGAUGGAGAAAAAUGGAGUAGAAUUGAUAGAUUUUUUCUUAAUCUGGAAUGGCUACUGAAGUUUAAUUUCAAAGAGUGGGGUGUUCCUAGGUUUUUUUCUGAUCAUUGUCCUAUAUUGCUUAUGGAUGAUGAGAGGGACUGGGAGCCUAAGCCUUUUAGGUUUAUUAAUGCUUGGUCUAGUCAUCCAAGCUUUCCCUCAUCUGUGGUAAAGCUUUGUCUUGAAUCUAGGAUUAUUGGGAAAGCAGGGUAUGUGUUGUUCCAGAAGCUGAAAAUGCUAAAGGUAGAGCUGAAAAAAUGGAAUUUUGAAGUUUUUGGAAAUUUAGUAACAAAUCUCAAGAAGGCUGAGAAGGAGUUGGUUAACCUGGACAUCUUGGCUGAAAAUAGAGUUCUGGUUAUAGUUGAAAAGGCUAGAAGAAGAGAAGUGAGGGGUGAAGUUUGGAAGCUUACUAGCAACAGAAGGAGUAGAAAUUCAAUUAAUUCCAUCACAGUUGAAGGAGAGGUGAUUGAGGAGCCAGCUAAGGUAAGGUAUAGGGUGUUACAACACUUUAAGAGGUUGUACUCUGAAAGUUGGGCAAGAAGACUAGCUCUGGAAGGUGUCUGUAAAUCAGUUCAAGAUAGUUCUGUAUAUCAUGAUCUUGAAGCUGUUUUCUCUGAAGCUAAAGUUAGGGCAGCUGUUAAGGAGUAUUUUAGGCCCACUAGCUUGGUGGGUAGUUUAUACAAGAUUCUCUCUAAAGUUCUGGCUCUUAGACUAAAAAGAGUUCUUCUUUCAGUUAUUGGUGAAACACAAUUUGCUUUCUUGGGGGGGAAAGGUGUAUUGGAUGGAGUGUUUAUUGCUAAUGAAAUAGUAGAUGGAUGGAAAAAAAAUCCAGAAGAAAAGGUGUUAUUAUCAAACUUGAUUUUGAGAAAGCGAAUGUAUCGCUACAACAAGGUUGUCUAUUUUAGUGAAUGGCUCACCUACAGAGGUAUUUUCACCACAGAGAGGUCUCAAACAAGAAUGCCUUGUGGAGUGGUUAGAGAGAUUGAAAAGCUUGAAGCUUUUUUUCUUUGGGGUGGGAAUGGCUUGAAGAGGAAGGUUCAUUUGGUGAAAUGGACUGACGUUUCUAAAAGUCUGAAUCAAGAUGUUCUUGCAAUUGCUAAUCAUAAUCAACCUCUUGUGGAGUUCUUUUUGGGGAAGUAUCAGAUAAAGGCUGGCAAUGGGAGUAAAAUCAAGUUUUGGUAUGAUAAGUGGGUUGGAGAAAAGGCAAAGGUUAACAGGUUGGUUGCAGUGUUACUGGUGGCCCCUCUUCUGGGACUGGAUAAAGAAGACUGCCCUGUUUGGAAUGGGUCUAAUGGUGACAGGUUUAAGGUCUCAGAUAUAUAUCGGUUUAGUAAGCCCUUCUCUCCAAAUUUGUAA
Molecule: messenger RNA, 1947 nt
Organism: Camellia sinensis
Lineage: Eukaryota; Viridiplantae; Streptophyta; Magnoliopsida; Ericales; Theaceae
Source: RefSeq, a predicted model, not a curated record